GUUGUGCUCCUUGCUCGACAGCCAGCGACUGUGUGCAUGGACGCCUCAACGACCUCUUUCUCCGACACUGCGACCUCGGCCCUCCAGACAGCCACCGCUACGCCAGAAGUACCUCCUAGCGACUCCGUGCCGGCUCACCAUGCCAGCCCCGUGGUGGCUUUCAUCAUUGGCCUCGCUAUCAUCCUUCUGGCAUCCAUUCUUAAUGCUGCCGGACUCAACUUGACGAAGCUGGACCAUGUGCGCACAAGUGCAAUACCGAAAUCUGCACGACGACAAGACUGGUUACGACCCUUAUGGCUGCUUGGAAUGCUAUUAUACAUUUUAUCGCAGCUGAUUGGAAGCACUCUUGCUCUGGAGUACAUGCGUGCAGAAUAUGUCGCACCUUUGGGCUCCACAUCCUUAAUUUUCAACUUCCUGUUCGCGAAAUUUUUGGUUAAUACUCCCGUCACGAAGACCGACAUAUACGGUACUAUCAUAGUAAUCAUCGGCGUAAUUGGCAUCGUCGCAUUCGGCUCGAUCAAUAGCGGUCUCGCCACGGAAACAGAUGCAAAACACCUCACCGAAUUAUGGUCUCGCGGCAACUGGCUCGCUUAUUUCUUCUUCAUGUUCUUCGCCCUUCUGUCCCUUUACGUCUUCACCUCACAUCUUGACCAAGUCCUUGCCGCGCGUGCCGACUUGACAGCGGAGCCUUUUGCGGGCAUGCGAGCGCGCGCUGGCGGGCUUAUCACUCCACCCACCUUCGCGGGGAAAGUGCUUGCGUUUUGGGACAACGCGAUGAUGUGGACGAGGGAGAAGCUCGAACUGUGGACUGCGGCACACAAUGACAAGCGCAUAGCCUGGACGCUCGGCAUUGGCUGGGCAUGCUGUGGUGGCGGACUUGCGGGGGCGACACUGGUGUUCGCGAAGGCGUCUGUGAAGCUCAUCUCCGGCGCCAUGUCGCAUGAGAACACCGGAAAUCAAUUCGGGCACGCGUCGGUGAUCUUCACAUUCAUCUUCUUAGCUGUCACAGCUGUGUGUCAGAUCAUCUGCUUGAACAAGGGCCUUGCCGUAUACGACUCGACCCUCGUCGUUCCCGUCUUCUACGGCGUUUACACGGGCUUAGGAUUUCUCGAUUCUCUGAUCUUCAACGACGAGGUCGACGCCUACCCGUCUUGGGGCCUUUUCCUCAUAUUCUGCGCCAUGAUCGUGCUAGUCUCCGGGGUCGUGCUUCUCACGUACAAGAAGCCAGAGCCCAAGGCUGCGGCACCCUCAUCCGGUGACCCGCCAAGAGGACGCGGCCAUCGAAGCGCGACCAAAGCUACUUUUGUCACUCCCGGUCUGGAGGAGGAGGAAGCGCUCCAGCAGGGCGCGGACGCCGAGCACGACGAUGCGGCGAUGUGGCAGCUCGGCGACGCGAGCGAUGACGAAGACGAGAGUGGCGGUGUACGCUCUCCGCGGUCUCCGCGAUCACCUCGUUUGCAGCCCAGCUCUCCUCGGGCCCAGCGCACAGCGCGAUCGCGUGGAGAAGGCGAAGAAGCCGGUAUGCUUUCCCAAGACCACGACGAUGACGACGAAGUUGAGGCCAGGAGGCGUACAUCCUCAUCAUCGGAUUCGGACGCGACGCUUACCCGGCCCGACGCUGCGACAUACAUAGACGAUGAUGCGUUUGGAGCUUGGGAAGCUGCGCCGGCCGGGAAGGCGCGGACCUGA
Messenger RNA from Dichomitus squalens LYAD-421 SS1, 1689 nucleotides. RefSeq lists its product as uncharacterized. The record is from RefSeq and is a predicted model, not a curated record. Bases 37 to 1689 code for a protein of 550 amino acids. NCBI's taxonomy places the organism in Eukaryota, Fungi, Basidiomycota, Agaricomycetes, Polyporales, Polyporaceae. Gene Ontology annotation, molecular function: magnesium ion transmembrane transporter activity. Gene Ontology annotation, cellular component: membrane. Gene Ontology annotation, biological process: magnesium ion transport. The transcript has 9 exons.